AUUUUGUGUACAACACAAUUGAAUAAAAUCAUAUUUUUCAAAGUAAAUUAUAUGCCGCACUUCUAAUUAGGAAAACCAGAAAAUUGAAACAGUCCGGGUGCAGUAACUAGUUGAGUAUCAACCACAGCAGCAACAACUGCAACUGCAAGGUUUAAGGACGCUACAACAUCCUUGAGGUUGCCAGCGACACCCACAGGUGCGGAGCAACAAAACGAAAAGAAAAAAAAAGAAGCAAGAUGUCUACCGCCUUUUUAACGCUUGUCGCCGUGAUCGUGUGCAUUCUAUUCCGCAUCCUCAAUGUCCAUAGUCAGCCCUUGAGGCCGAGUGUUUGGUGCCUCGACGAGCAGUUUCUCGAUUGUUUGUACAAAAUUGCGCCGGUGCUGCGUGAACCCUAUAUUCCACCACGUCUAUGGGGAUUCAGCGGUCAUGUUCAGACCGUGCUGCACAGCAUUGUCGGUCGUGUACGUUGCCCGUGGCCUCUGGGUGAGCGCGUCUACCUUUCACUCCCGGAUGGCUCCACCUUAACUUACGAUUUGUAUCAGCCACUAAAGGAACAGGAAGAUGAUAUCACAGUGGCUAUUUGUCCGGGAAUAGCGAAUAGUUCGGAAUCGGUUUAUAUACGAACCUUUGUGCACCUGGCGCAGUGUAACGGUUAUCGCUGUGCAGUUAUGAAUCACAUUGGCGCCCUUCGCACCGUACAGGUUACCUCGACACGCAUCUUUACCUAUGGCCACACAGAGGAUUUUGCUGCCAUGGUAGAUCAUUUACAUCAGAAGUAUCAGCACUGCCGCAUUGUUGCCGUUGGAUUCAGCUUGGGCGGAAAUCUGGUCACCAAGUACAUGGGUGAAAUGCAGAAGGAAAAACCGAAUAGUGUUAUUGGUGGCAUUUCCAUAUGCCAGGGUUACAAUGCCGUCGAGGGAACCAAAUGGCUGCUGAACUGGCAGAACUUCCGUCGUUUCUAUCUGUAUAUCAUGACUGAGAAUGUGAAGAGCAUAAUUUUGCGUCAUCGUCAUGUGUUGCUGUCCGAUGAGGUGAAGGCACGUCAUAAUCUUAACGAGCGAGAAAUCAUAGCGGCGGCAACACUGCCGGAACUGGAUGAGGCUUAUACGCGACGUGUGUAUAAUUUUGCAUCGACACAGGAGCUUUACAAGUGGAGCUCUUCGCUUUUCUACUUCGACACUAUUGAGAAGCCAAUGAUUUAUAUAAAUGCCAAAGAUGAUCCCCUGGUGCCGGUAGAUUUAUUGCACCCGAUAAAGGAGUAUGCAACCACUCGCCAAAAAUCAGCAUAUGUGGAGGUAGCACAUGGUGGCCAUCUUGGAUUCUAUGAGGGCGGCUUCCUAUAUCCAAAUCCAGUUACUUGGCUGGAUCGCACGCUGGUUGCAAUGGUUGGCUCCUUGGUCAUGAUGCAUGCGGGUGGAAGCAAAGUGGCGCCGUAGACAGAUAGAUUGUGUACACUCCUGUCAAAAUUAUUGAUGCCGCAGAACUAUAAAUGCUUUUUAUUUUUGCCAAAAUUUCAUGUUGCUGUCGAACUAAGUCUUAUACAAAGUAAAACACAAUGCAUAUAAAACCAUUAUCAUAUUUGGUGUAAACGACGGACAUUUAUAGACGAUGUAAACUUUAGAAAAAAAGUGCAUUUAAAACA
Molecule: messenger RNA, 1642 nt
Organism: Drosophila hydei
Lineage: Eukaryota; Metazoa; Arthropoda; Insecta; Diptera; Drosophilidae
Gene: Hydr2
Product: abhydrolase domain-containing protein 2
Exons: 5
Coding region: 237-1436 (399 amino acids)
Biological process (GO): steroid hormone receptor signaling pathway; medium-chain fatty acid biosynthetic process; sperm capacitation
Cellular component (GO): sperm flagellum; sperm plasma membrane
Molecular function (GO): monoacylglycerol lipase activity; acetylesterase activity
Source: RefSeq, a predicted model, not a curated record